Messenger RNA from Chelmon rostratus (copperband butterflyfish), 1011 nucleotides. RefSeq names its product CLN6 transmembrane ER protein b (gene cln6b). Lineage: Eukaryota; Metazoa; Chordata; Actinopteri; Chaetodontiformes; Chaetodontidae. Bases 1 to 1011 code for a protein of 336 amino acids. The transcript is spliced from 8 exons. The record is from RefSeq and is a predicted model, not a curated record.
AUGAUGAUGAAGUCUGGAACUGAGGAAGACAAGACCACCUGUAAACGGGAAGUGGAUCACAAGGAUUAUAAGUCCAGAAGAACUGAUUGGAUGAUUGAGAACAGCCGGUCGGCCGGUUCUGCAGAGAUGGAGGUGGUUCUGCCGAAGCCUCUGUUCCACCUGGACCUCUGGCUCUGCUUCACCGUACAGAACUGGAUCCUGGAUGUGGGCCGACCUGUCGCCAUGCUGGUCGUCCCAGCAGGCUGGUUUCCUCUGAACCGUCCAGGUGCUGCAGAAUACCUCCACAUACUGUACAACAUCAGCACGCCGCUUGUGCUGCUCAAAAUGCUCGAACGCAGUCCCAGGACGCUGCCCCGCCUCGCCGUGCGCCUCGGCAUCAUCUCUGUCGUCAUGGGAACCAGCCUCCACCUGGUGGCCGACUCCAUCACCCGGCGGCUCCUGCUGAUUGGCUACCAGCUGCACCUGUCGGUCAGAGAGAAUCCAAUCAUGAAGAAGCUGAACCCGUCCUCCCUGGUCGACGCCUUCGAGCUCCUGUUUUACUAUGACGACACUCUUGGUCAUCUGAUGUGGUACGGUCCUCUCUUCUUCGUCCUCUUCCUCUUCUUCAGUGGUUGUUUCAGUCACAGGAAACAGGAGGGAAAGAUGCCACCGGCAGCAUGGAUGCUACUGGUCCCCAGCAGCACCUACUACUGGUACCUGAUAACUGAGGGACAGACCUUCAUCCUCUUCAUCUUCACCUUCUUCGCCAUGACCGCCACAGUGAUGCACCAGAGGAGGCGGGGCAUGGUUCCCGACAGCAACGGCGUCUUUAUGCUCUACAGUUUCUCUGCAGCUCUGUUCCUGGUGGCGGUCUGGGUGGUCUGUCUGUGGAACGACGGCGUCCUGAGGAAGAGGCAUCCCGGGCUGAUCUACGUCCCGCAGCCUCGCGCCGUGUACACACUCCACCUCCACAACACACACACACAAACUGCUUCGACUUCCUCCUCCAACACACUCGACGUGUCCCUGUAG